Ixodes scapularis (black-legged tick) is the source of this 3404-nucleotide messenger RNA. RefSeq lists its product as uncharacterized. The transcript is spliced from 7 exons. NCBI's taxonomy places the organism in Eukaryota, Metazoa, Arthropoda, Arachnida, Ixodida, Ixodidae. The record is from RefSeq and is a predicted model, not a curated record. Bases 173 to 904 code for a protein of 243 amino acids.
GUUGUUUUCUGCCCUCUAACGUCCGUUGUCGUCUUUCAAGGCGCGUCCGUUACGUCACAUCCGGGUUUUCGUCAACAAACGGGCGUUGUGUUCUUGGUCUCUUGGUUGUUCAAGCAUUUGGCAUUUCUUCGGGUUCGCACUGUUUCCACAUUUUUUUUAAGUUGACGUAACAAUGCCACCGUCGACAAUGGACCGAUCUCGCCAAAAGUGGCAUCAACGACGGCCACUCCUGAGAUCCGCGUACUUCACCGAUCUUCAGAACGGAAGCUACUUCGCUGGAAUUUUCUCCAUAGUCGAGAGCAUCUUCAUGAUCACACUUACCGUGUUCGACGUCUACUGCCUUGCCGAAGCUUCGCCCGGAUCGAUGCACUACCGUUACUUUGGAUUCAGCUUCCUCUUCGUUUACAGCGGAAACCAACACGUGCGGAACCUGUUGAUCACAGUGUCGGUCAUCUCGUUCAUACUGAGUACUUGCCUGCUGGCGGCUUCAGUCAUCAAGGUGGUCGCUCUGCGAAAGGAGAAAGAAGCCAAGUUCCGGCCAUGGUUGUUCAUCAUGUUUACGUUCACAGCUUGGCGAAUCCUUGCCAUCAUUUUUCGGUCCAUCUGCAAUGAUCUCUAUUACUCCUAUCAUCAGGCAAUGCUGAUCAUCUGGAUUCUCCUAAUUGCAGCAAAUAUAUUUGCGUGGCUUGUGGUCUACUCCAACUACCAGGAACUGACUGACAUCACCAGGCUGGAAGACAUGGCUAAGCUUAAGCUCGGAACUCUCAGCAGCCUCAACGCAUCACGCUCCGUGUCCCACCAUUCCAUCGACUCUAUGAAGAACUCUCACAGUGCCACGCCGCACAACAUCAGUUUCCAGUCGACAACAAGCGCCAAGUACUCCCUGUCAACAGCCUCUGCCUGAGCAUUCAGACUCGUUCAAUGUUUGGCGAGUUUCCGUCCGUGUUGUUCAACUUUGCACUGGGUUUCCGAAACCCGGCUGUGUGAGUUUUUACUUUCCGUCGGUCUGAAAGCGACGCGCAGACCUCCGGAUUAUUGGCGAAGCAUCUAAGCGCAGCACCCUUCGUGCUUUUUAUGGGGCACAGUUUUCGGUAACUUUUCCAGCGCUGAAUAUUUUAAGUGCAUCCUGAGGCUGUCGCCGGUUAGGGUUCAAGGGAUCAAGAUUUCAUCUGUGUAGGUAAGUUAUGUUUAGCUUGAACUUGUGAUUCUCAGAAAACGGUUUCAACCAUUUCAAGGCUUACCACUCGAAAUCGAGAAAAAUGAUAGAUUGUGAUUACAGUGCUGAAAUUGAGGUGCAGCUUUACCAACGACGUCAGGCAAAUUCGAAAGUUCAGAGGCUGAAUUUAAUCGACCUUCUGCACAAAUGCAUAUUUUUUGUAGUUUUUCCAAGUUUAGUGCAAAAGUGCUGCUGUUUUCAAGUCACAUUCCAGAGAUCUUUACAAUUACGAAGAUUCAUUCUUGAUCUAAGAUUGUGACAUUGUUCAGCCAGAUAAGGGAGUUGUUGACAUAGCAGUUAAGUCUGUCAUUUGCAUUGGACUUUAGCAUCUUUUUAGCAUUUUUGCGUGGCUUUCAUGUGCCGAGGCAAUUUUAUGUCUCAUUGAGAAUCUCAUUCUGAUCACUUUACUGCAUUGCUAUACUCGGUGUAUCUGCCUAGCCAUUUGAUGGAGUACUUCAUUAGAUACCAUAACUAGUGUUAGGGCAACGUGUCUUGCACAUUGUUUGAGACAAGUUUUACAUUGCCUAAAGUGUAUAAGGGGCCCCGAUUUUUUUUUUUACACUUUUACAUAGUGAGAGUUUUUGUGGCUUAGAGUCCAGAGUGAAGAAAAGCAUGUUGCAGCUGAUUUGUUAUGUGUCUUGUACAAAGCCCUUUGUCACAAAUCAGUUUUUGUGACAUGAAAAGAUUCCGUCCAAACUGUGGCGUUUUAUUUCGUAUGCCUUAUCGCAUGUUUGAGGCUAGGAGUGCCUGGAAAUGUUUUUUACGUGGAUAUGAAAGUGUUUCUCCGUGUUUAUAUCUGCAACAUUUUUACAUAUGUGUAAAGUGAGACUGUGGCAAUGGUGGUUGUGCCGCUUGAUCUAUAAUCAAAUCAUUUGUUUCUACUCAUAAUAUGAUUUCACAUACAUGAACACCUGUUCAUUGUUUCAUUAAAUCUCUAAAACAGUUCAGGUACUAGCUACCUAACUGCUUACUAGUGUAUUGUAAAUUUUUUGAAUACUGCUAACAUUUUUAGCACUCUAUCAACUUAAAAUUUGCUUAAUGGGCUAAAAUAUAACAUUAUUCAGUCUCUUCGGUGUUUUCAAUAAUGCACCCAUUAAAACGAGUUUAAUCCGAAAAGCGUCAGGAUGUUGAAAAAUUGUGUAAUUGCCGAGUUGAACUCGAGGACUCAUCUGAGCUGUCAUGUGAUGCUCAUCUGAGCUGUCACUUUGAUAUUGAAGAUGGCAUAUUUUGUUAGGUUGUGUUCUUUUCCUACUAUACGCAGAUCAUGCUAUUGCAAAAGAUGGUGCUCUUGCGACAUACUUUACGAGUUCGUUUAGUUUUAGAGGUGGUGGUUAACAGAGCUUUUAUUUAAAGUGUUUGCAUUGGUAAAUGGACACUGCAGACCAUUUUAAACUUUGUGUUUAUAGUGCAUGUGCUCUGUACUUCAAAAGAUGCUUAUAAAACCAGGGCAUUUUUUUACGAAAUUGUAGAAUAGUGCUUUGUGUCAAGCGAGUGUAUUAAUCUACUUCAACUUUUCAUUGUGGUCUCAUUUCACAAUGAAAAGGAAACAAAGUCUCCACAGCUUUUUCUUCUUGUAAACACCGGAAGGACACUUUUUUAUGUCGCAUUCGUAUGGCUGUUUAGGAAAGUACUUCAUUAACACGGAGUUCAUGCUCUUAGCAUUAACUACACAGCUAGCCCAAGUCCUCAAAGCGAUCUGCUCUGCCUGUGUUUGUUAACAUUAAAAUUGGAGUGUACUCUUGAAAAAAUACUGUCUAGGAAUAUUCAUUGUUAAAUGAAAACUAAAAAUUCACUGCAGUGUUUUUUUUAACCUUCUUAGCCUAGCACUGCCCAGCCAGUUUUGUCAUAAUGGAUAUGAGUGCUAUGGUGACUGUCAUUUAUGAUUGCUCUCAUUGUAAGCAUACACAAUGAGGCUGAACACACUUCUUAUUUCGGAUUCAUUGCUCUUGAGAAAACUGGCCCUGUGUCACUUUUUAAUCUUGGCUUUUGGUGCAUGUUUUUAUUAUUAGUGUGGAAUGAAUCUCAUUUCCUAUGUCCCUGUGAAUAAGUGCGUUGCACUUUUACAUAAAAAAUGAAUAAAUAUAUUUUCGUUAUGUAUAUACACAUUUCCAUAUCAGAGUUUGAUGAUAAAGCAAGUGUAAAAAUGUAAGGGACAUUAAUCAGAAUAAAUAUUCUUUAUAAAAACAUC